AUGCAAACGAAUUCAACUACACAUGAAAUUAUCAAAGAUCAAAUCUUCGAAGUUGGCCCACGCUACACGGAUUUGAAAUAUAUUGGCGAAGGUGCUUAUGGAAUGGUCGUAUCGGCUUACGAUAAGCAAACAUGCAAACGAAUUGCAAUCAAGAAAAUCUCGCCGUUCGAACAUCAAUGUUUUUGUCAACGAACAUUACGUGAAAUAAAGAUCUUAGCAAGAUUCAAACAUGAAAAUAUCAUCAACAUGCAAGGCAUUCUUCAUGCGAAUGUUUUCGAACAGAUGAAAGAUAUUUAUAUUGUACAACAAUUAAUGGAUUGUGAUAUGUACAAAUUAAUCAAAUAUCAACGAUUGAGUGCGGAACAUGUUUGCUAUCUAACAUAUCAGAUCUUACGCGGGUUGAAAUACAUCCAUUCCGCGAAUGUACUUCAUCGUGAUCUUAAACCAUCAAAUUUAUUAUUAAACACGAAAUGUGAUUUGAAAAUAUGCGAUUUCGGUUUGGCGAGAAUCGCUGAUCCGUCGUUUGAUCAUAAUGGUGUCCUGACAGAAUAUGUUGCCACUAGAUGGUAUCGAGCACCUGAAAUCAUGCUGAAUGCUCGUGGCUAUAAUAAAUCGAUUGAUAUCUGGUCCGUUGGUUGUAUAUUAGCUGAAAUGCUCGAUGGUAAACCAUUAUUUCCUGGUAAACAUUAUAUUGAUCAAUUGAAUUUAAUUCUAAAUGUUGUUGGUUCACCUGAUGAACACGAUUUAGCAUCGAUUGGUAAUGAAAAAGCUCGUAAUUAUAUUGCUUGUUUAAAGCCGCGUACAAAGCAAUCGCUUACUCGACUCUAUCCACAUUCGGAGAAGAACGCUUUAGAUCUACUCGAACGUUUGUUAACAUUCAACCCACAUAAACGCAUUUCUGUUGACGAGGCUCUUGCUCAUCCGUACUUACAAGAACAUCACGAUCCAAACGAUGAACCUGUUGUCGCACAUCCAUUCACAUUCGAAAUGGAAAUGGAUGAUUAUCCAAUAGGUGAAUUGAAGAAGUUAAUAUGGGAGGAAAGUCAGUUGAUUCGAAAGCAUAUUGCUUCACAACAGAUGCCCCUUACGUCUUAA
This is a messenger RNA of Adineta ricciae, 1095 nucleotides long. The record is from the annotation of a GenBank genome assembly. Lineage: Eukaryota; Metazoa; Rotifera; Eurotatoria; Adinetida; Adinetidae.